ACGCUUUGGGGGUUUCUAAUUAUGUGGACACAGAAUCCAGGGCGUCCAGGUUCAAGUUAAGGAUCGUGGACGACAAUUUAAAGACGCUAACGAACACAUUUUUUUUCAAGCAUUUGAGACAUACGAAGAAAGAAACCAUUAAACUUGGGAGUUAUGUCUCGCCGAAGAAGCCGCAGCUCAUCACCAGGGCGUUAUUCACGCUCCUGCAGCAGUAAUGAUCCCCGAGAUUUGGAGAGAAGAAUUUUUGUUGGGAACUUGCCGACUUCCGACAUGGAAAAGAAGGAUUUGGAAGACCUGUUCACCCCGUACGGGAAGAUAGUCGGCGUAUCCAUGUUUCGUGGGUUUGGAUUUGUACAAUUUGAACGCAUUGAGGAAGCCGAAGCUGCAAAGGCUGCCCAAAAGGGUCGAAUAUAUAAAGGUUAUAAAAUAGAUGUAAAUAUGGCAGUGGAGCGACGGCAAGCUAAACCUCAAUCCCAGCAGAGCCCUCCACGAAGGGCCCCGUAUAGCACUUAUGGGGACAGCAAAGAUCCUCGGCCUCGGUCACGUUCACCUGUUUACGGGCGUGAUGGACGUGAGCCUCGGGACAGCCGUGAAGGGAGGGACCCAAGUAGAGAGCCGCGGCCAGGUAGCCACUCUCGUGACAGCGAUUAUCGGUACCGAAGCUCAGAGAGCAGAGACAAGGACCUCAGAGGUGAUUCACGGGAUCCUGCAUACAGCAGAAGUGACUAUGACCGAUACUACCGCAGUGGCAGUGGUGCUGAAGACUACUACCGGAGGAAGGAUGAACCCUACAGGGACCCUUACAGAGAUCCCUGGAACGGACGGCGUGAACCAGAGGAUGAUCGUGCUCGACCAGAAGAGCGUCGGCGUAAUGAAUUGUAUCGACAGUACUAUGAAGAACUCCAGCGGCGCUACGACACCGACCGUCCUGUUGACUGCUCUGUGAUUGUCGUCAACAAGGCACAAAAGUGUGUGUGUGUGUCUGCCCGUGUGUGCUUGUGCUUCAAAAACAACUGUAGGGAGUAUGCUGAGACGGUCGGGCGGAAAGUCCGUGAUUUGGGGAUGGUGGUGGAUCUGAUCUUCCUCAACACAGAAGUGUCACUAACCCAGGCACUGGAGGAUGUAGGCAGAGCCCGCACUCCCUUUGCCAUCAUCAUUACCCAGCAGCACCAAGUCCACCGGUCCUGCACUGUCAACAUCCUGUUCGGCACACCGCAAGAGCAUCGAAACAUGCCGAUGCAGGAUGCUAUGAUGCUGGUUGCCCACAACUACGACACCUACAAAGUUGAAAACCGGGAAAAAGAGCGCGAGGAGAUCGCCAGAAAGGCUGCCAAGAUGGCGGAUGAUGUGUUACUCAGGGAGGCUGACAGAGAGAGCCACCCCAUUUCAGUGCUCACCACUGUCACACUGCUGUCUGAAAACAGAUUUAUAACCCCAGAGGAACUGGAUGGCCUCAUUGCGUACCUGAAGGACAAAAGAGCCCGGCUUCUACGAAGCGCUGCAGAACCUCUUACAGCUGCAGUCCAUGUUGCAGCUCCUGCGGCAGCACACCACGACAUUACAGCCUCUGCUGUGGGACUGCCUCCUCCAUCGCAUUCUGCUCACGCCCCCCAACAGUCCAGCCACCUCGGCCUAUCAGCUGGUCCCAGUGCUCCAGCUAACCCCAGCCAUCAGCAGGACUUGCAGGCUAAAAUCCUGAGCCUGUUCAACAGCGGGGUGUCAGCAGGCGCUGGUGGUCUGUCUGGCGCCUCCCAGUCGCAGGGCUAUGGCUCUCUUGGUCAGCACUCUUCCCAGAAUCCACCCCGCCAAGCCAUGCCUGGCCUCCCAUCUGGAUCCCAGGGUUAUGGUACCCCACCAGGCCGCAUUCAAGUUGCACCAGGUGGUCCAAGAGCCCCCACUUCUGCUUCAGGUAUCAAUUUUGACAACCCAAGUGUACAGAAAGCUCUGGACACGCUCAUUCAGAGCGGACCAUCUCUCAACCACCCGAUGGGCACCGGCACCUCUCAGCAGCCACCUCCUAGGGCAGCACCUGGCAUGGGCCAGGUCCCGCCUAUGUCCAUGUAUCCUCGACAUUACUGAUUACUUCUCCUAAUGUGAACUGGAACCACUCGGCCCAUUUUAGAUUUCCAAGGGGCAAUAUGAAGUGAGCAGACCGAAAUGCUUCCAGACGCAGUUGGAUUGACCUACAACCAAUCAGAGCAACGAAACAUGUGAUGUAGCAUAUUUGGUAAAUUAAUUCAUACAAAUCCAACAGCUGUUUGUUCCUUUAGAGAAAAUGUCCCUUCCAGUUUGUUUAAUGACAUAAAUAGAUAACGCAUCAAUAGUCUGUGCAGUGAAUUUACCAGGUAUAUGUAAGUAGAUGGUAGACAGAUGUUUUGUAAAAGCUUUUAAGAUUUUAUUUCAUUCAGCUAAUUGAAUUUGACAACUUGUCCAGACCACCUACAGUUCUGUAUUUUAACCAGCUAGAAGAUCAAUAUUCAUUCUUCUUACAUGUGAGUUAAACUAUACAGUUUGAUGUGUGUGAAGUAUAUUUUGGUUUAUGAUGAACUUUUUCAUUGAAGAUCUGUUGUUUUAUAGUUUCUUUUAAAUUUAUAACAUUUCCAUUGUCAAAACAAGAAAUGAUUAAAAACUCAAGACACAA
This is a messenger RNA of Dicentrarchus labrax (European seabass), 2641 nucleotides long. RefSeq names its product nuclear receptor coactivator 5. NCBI's taxonomy places the organism in Eukaryota, Metazoa, Chordata, Actinopteri, Moronidae. Gene Ontology annotation, cellular component: nucleoplasm. The coding region runs from base 154 to 2079 and encodes 641 amino acids. Gene Ontology annotation, biological process: regulation of signal transduction. The transcript is spliced from 11 exons. The record is from RefSeq and is a predicted model, not a curated record. Gene Ontology annotation, molecular function: RNA binding.